CUCAUUCCAUUCUCUGUUUCAGUUCCACCACGAUGCAUCCCAUUAUGUUGCUUGGCCUUCUAAUAGUAGCAUACUUUAGUGGUUCUCAAGCUGAAAAUGCCUUCUCACAGUACUGGAAAGAACGUAUUGGUCUUCCACACCCACCACAUUGGUUAGCUGCAAAAGCUUCUCCAUUGAACCCCUAUCAGAUGGCAUUGUUUAUGAAACUAAUGAAGGAAAAUAAAUUGGUUUCCCACCUUCCUUGGUUUUGUAAUCAGGCUAAUGUUGUUUGUUCUACAAAUGCAUUGAUGAAGAAGACAACAAAAAACAAAACCCUACGAUCAGUAUCCAAGUGGAAUGAUAAUAAAUUGAAAUAUGAGCUUCCAAAUGAAAUACCCCUAUCGGUUGCCAGCCAAGGGGGAUUGCCAUAUUUCCGGGAGUCAAUGGUGAAAGAAGGAGAUUUCAUGCCUAUUCCUGAUCUAAGAGACCCAAUGUCAUAUAAAUCAUUCUUGCCGCGAACUUUGGUACCGAAAAUUCCAUUUUCCCUUGCUCAAAUCGAAGAUUUGAAGAAGCUUUUUGGUGUGGUGGAUAACUCAAGCAUGGAUGAGUAUAUUCAAAACAACCUCAAGCUGUGUGAGAAAAGCCCCAUUCGAGGUGAGCAGUGCACCUGUGCAACUUCUGCCGAGGAUCUCAUCGAUUUUGUUAUCGAGAAAUUAGGGCACCAUGUACGUGUAUGGAGUACUGAGAAUUUUGAAGGAUCUUAUGAGAAUGUCACAAUUGGAGCUGUGAAACUCGUCUAUGGAAACUUAUCUGAACCACCAGUUUUAUGCCAUAGUCUGCCAUUCCCAUUUCAAGUCUAUUAUUGCCAUGUUCUUUGGAAAGUAAAAAUAUAUGCAGUUGAUCUACAUGCUCGGAAGAAAGUGAAUCAUGCGAUAAUGGCAUGCCAUUAUGACACAUCAACUUGGAAUCCAAAUCACCUUGUUUUUAAGCUGUUGGGUUUUGUCCCAGGUCUAAUUGAAGUUUGUCAUUGGAUAAACGAGAAUGGAGUGGUCUGGACAAAGAAUCUAGAUUGAGCAGCAUUUGAAGAUUUUAUUAGCUUCUAGUUCUCUUGUUUGUGUUACAUUUUACCAAUGUUAUUGAAGGAUAAAUAAUGACCUAGUUUGGUUUGCUUAUUA
Molecule: messenger RNA, 1154 nt
Organism: Telopea speciosissima
Lineage: Eukaryota; Viridiplantae; Streptophyta; Magnoliopsida; Proteales; Proteaceae
Product: polygalacturonase-1 non-catalytic subunit beta-like
Exons: 2
Coding region: 33-1052 (339 amino acids)
Source: RefSeq, a predicted model, not a curated record